CGGCACCUGAUUGGUCGUGGAGCUAAGUGGGGGAACCGGGGGGGGCACGUUCGCUGCAAUGAAAUUUUAAUUAAUGUGGGUGGGCUAAAACGGCACCGACGGUUUAGGGUGGACAAUUUAUUUCCCGGCGCAAAAAUCAACAUAAACGGAGCAAAAGUACAACAGCGAUUAACAUUUAUUUAGUAGCGCACAUGAGUCAGAAGCGCACUUCUCCUCCGGGGCUCACUCCAGAGUGCUCGAACUUUGCGUCAUGACGCUCUACCGCGGAUGUAUGGCGAGAUUCGGCGUGCCAGCUUCCGCACUGAACUUCUCCGCACCUCCGCUCAUCUACUUGUACAGAGGAGACAACGAUGGGCUGGUCCCCGCCGCUUUGAGCGUCGUGUCGGCGCGCCAGGAACCCCCCCAGAAGCCCCCUUACAGUUACAUCGCCCUGAUCGCCAUGGCAAUCAAGAGCACGCCGGAGCAGCGCGCCACGCUGAGCGGCAUCUACCAAUUCAUCAUGGACCGAUUCCCAUUUUACCACGAUAACAAGCAGGGCUGGCAGAACUCCAUCCGCCACAACCUCUCACUUAACGACUGCUUCAUCAAGGUGCCCAGGGAGAAGGGUCGACCCGGUAAAGGCAGCUACUGGACCCUGGAUACCAAAUACUCCAACAUGUUUGAGAAUGGCAAUUACCGGCGGAGGAAGAGGAAGGUGAAGAGUCAACAGGAGCGCGCUAAAGGUUCCUCGUCAUCCUCCGUAAGGGACCAUUCCAGCUCAUCUUCCUUGGUGGUGGAGAUGACCCUGAGGCAGGACGCAGAGAGAAUCGAGACGCAACCGGACUCAAUUCAACAGCAAAGCCGCAGAAAGAAAGGAUGUCACGCCGUGAAGCAAAACAGGAGGAAGCUGGACCAGAGGUCACCGCGGACGCAAAUACCCGGUGACAACAACUCCACUUCUCUUCUUGCGCAUUUGGCUCCAAAAUCAGGCGUUCCCAGCAAGGACAAAUGCACGGCGUUCAGCAUUGAGAGCAUCCUUGCAAAAAGUGAAGGUGACCUGGGCUCGCAGCGCCAACGUACUGGUGGUGUCGGUCCAAAUAUGUUUUUGGAAACUCGACGGCAUCACUUCUACCAAAUGGGAUUUCCAUUUUGCUCUUAUUUGUCACUCUCUUGUCCAGAUCAAAUUCUGCCUUACAAAUCUGAAUAGUGACACACAGAUUUAUAAUAUUAUUGAUUCAAACCGUGAUUCUCAACAUUUCUUUUUGGGGGGGUCUUAGAUUUCAAGGCACACCAUCAAACAAACUUAUUGUAGUCUGCCUGUCACCGCAAUAGACAGGUUGGACAAAGAAGUGAUGAAAUAAUUCUGAGCUAACCUUUGGACUUCCAUGCAUCUGAAGAUCUUUCAUGGCACACUGCCACAACACACUAGUUGGGAAUCACUGUAUUAUGCAAAUUCUAUGCAAAUGCAGAGCAGAUUAUUUUUAAAAUGCAAACGUUCAAUCUCGUGACCCUUGUGAGGAGAAACGGUUCAGAUAAUGGAUGGAUGGACAUUCUUCCACACGGCUCAGUCUGUUUAGAAGUCUCUCAUAUAAUGUUUUCUCUUCUGAAAUAAGAUAACAUGUUCCAAAGUAUAAUGUAUCAUAUAUUUUACAUAGCUAUUUCUACAUUUUGUGUAUAGUCUUUUGUAAUCCUGCAAGUAAGAUUUGAAUCCAUGCAUGACCAUUUCUUUUCAUCUGCUGUGAAUUCAUUGUGUAAAAUAAUAAUAAUAAUAAUAAAAAAAGAGCACUAAAUUGAAUAACUUGAUUUUGGUCCAUUCUUUGAUUUGCAGAGUUUAAGAAGUAUCGAUAAACCUGGCCACUUUGCAAUUGUGGAAAACUCUCCAAAUAAGGAUAUGAUAUGUUUAAGGUUCAGAAUAAAAGUUAAAACAUAAUUUUGAUUCAAUUGAUAGUAUCAUUAUUGUUAUUAUGAAAUACAAUUUACUGAAAUUCCACAGCAUGUGAUAAAUGUACUUUAACUUCCGCAGUAUUUACAACACCCGCAUGAAAUCAGUCCAGUCAGAUGACAGCAUCGUUUGCCUGUCUAAAUAUAAUUUUACAGCUCGGACACCCAGUGGCCUGAGAAAGCUUGGCCCUGCAGGGCUGUGCAAAUCAGGAAUGUUUGUUGAAAUAAAUAAAUUUGAAGAUGACCAACUCACAGUUAGACACAUUUCCUGUUUAUACUAUUGUUUCUUUUUCUGUGUGUGUGUGUGUUUUGUAAACAAAACAUGCUAAAAUGUCAGACGGGAAAGAAUGGAGAAACAGAUAUUUAUAGAAAUAGAGCAGAAAAAUCACUGUGUUACUUUCUUUGCUCUUUGUGUACAUUAGUAAUUCAACAAAUCAUUCAUCCAUCUGCAUUUUUGUCUUCUCUGUAUCAAGAAAGGGACUCAUAAAUGCUACUGUUAUCUGAUGGUGAGUGUUUGUAUUGUAAAAGAUCUUCAUGAGAUGCAACACUGGCAAAAUAAAUAAAUAAAUC
Syngnathus typhle (broad-nosed pipefish) is the source of this 2490-nucleotide messenger RNA. It is a transcript of the gene foxl1, whose product is annotated as forkhead box L1. The coding region runs from base 251 to 1186 and encodes 311 amino acids. Gene Ontology annotation, molecular function: DNA-binding transcription factor activity, RNA polymerase II-specific; RNA polymerase II cis-regulatory region sequence-specific DNA binding. Gene Ontology annotation, biological process: anatomical structure morphogenesis; regulation of transcription by RNA polymerase II; cell differentiation. The transcript has a single exon. Lineage: Eukaryota; Metazoa; Chordata; Actinopteri; Syngnathiformes; Syngnathidae. The record is from RefSeq and is a predicted model, not a curated record.